GAUUCUGUCAGCCACCGUUCAAAAGCGUAAAAAACAUCGAACAGUGAACAUCGUGCGCUCUCGUUCGCGCACUGCUUUUACGUUGGGAACAAAGUUCGUUGUUUCGCAUCCCCAGGAUCAGUUCUGGCUGACUGACCGAGAUUUUCAGUGUGGAGUGCUUUAUCAGUGGCGUUGUUUGCUCAGACCAGUUUCAGCUGUCGAACCGGUUGCGUUUGCUGGGGCCAUUUGUCCGCGAACGUAAGGUGAACUAUGUAUUGUUGUCGCGAAUCAAGUGCCACGUAUAGCUGAUAAGUUGAGAAGACUUUAAGAACAGAACAUUAGAUUGGAGAGUGGAGAGUGUGGAAUAUCCCCAAGCGUGGAAACAUACGCAUCGAGUUGGAUAUGAGUGGAUAAGGGUCUCGGCCUAUUGUCUUCAAUCAAUUGAAUUAAUUUCCUUAAUUGAGUUUUGCCACCCGCAUUUGGCACCUUGGCCCCAAUACUCAUGCGAGAAAGGAGCAUCGCAAGACGAACCACAAGAACUCAUCUUAGUCGGAAGAGUGUGGUUGGGGGCGGAAACGAAUAGACAGUGUUUUGAGUGUGACGACGGGUUGUGUUCAUGUGCACUAAUUUGUACACAUAACACCCUCCCAAGUGACUGUAGCUUGUGGGAAGAAGGAAACUCUUAAUAGAAGUGAUUAUUUGUGAGUUGGUUGGUAGUUGGAGCUAGAGAGGUGCGAGAGGAACAUCUGCUUACGAGCGCGCCGCCGAGAUUGAUUCUGGAACGAGAAGGACUGCUUCCGAAGUUGCUCAAGAGGCACUUGAUCAACGCCACCACAUCCCGGGUCCCGGAUAGCCCAACAUGGUUUAUUUCAGCCCACGUGGUAUGCAGCAGCCGUGUAGCCCACCAGGAUUGCCGAUCACUUCCAAGAGUCCCACGAUGGAGUCAGCGAACAGUAACACAAGCAUUGAGGCCGAGGCCGACCAGAAACCGAUAAAGAUGCAGCGCACCAGCGGAGGGGCGCUGAAGUUCUCGAUUGCCAACAUUAUGGGCAGAGACGAGAACGAGGACAGCGAUACGGAGUUGCGGCGGAAGGACAAUCCGGAACCGUUUCAACCACCUCAAUCAUCCAGUCCACCGUCGGCUAGUUCCAGUCCUAGCUAUGAGCAGAACUCAACGAUGGCGGCGUAUGAUUCGGCGUUCAAAAAAUACGUACCCAGUUCCGUGCAUCAGUUUGUGGCCAACCGUCACCAGGAUCUGCUUAGUCAGUACCCACUGCUGUACUAUCCAGGUCAAUUGAUGUGUGCUGCCGCCGCCGCUCAGUAUGCGGCACUCACUCAGCAUCCGGUUUCACUUCUGAAUGGUUCACCACUGUCGAGCAUUGGCGCUGCCAGUGGAAGCAACGCAUCGGCGUUACACUCCUACGUGCCGGCGGCGAAUGCCUUGAGAGGGUUGGAAUCCUCCGCCAUGUCACCACCCCACCACUCAAUGAGUCAUCACAAAAAAGUGAAUCUAAACUCUUCAACAUCGUCGUCGUCUUCCUCCGGUGAACACAACACCUCAACCAACUCGACGAACUCGAACAGCUCACUGACGGCGGCAGCCCUCGCCAAACAGAAGACGUUUGCCUGCCCCGAAUGUGGGAAGGUAUUCAACGCCCACUACAAUCUGACCCGGCACAUGCCAGUCCACACCGGAGCCCGCCCAUUCAUCUGCAAAAUCUGCGGCAAAGGAUUUCGCCAGGCGUCCACUCUUUGCAGACACAAAAUCAUCCACACUUCGGAUAAACCGCAUAAAUGUCAAACUUGUGGAAAAGCUUUCAACCGAUCUUCAACCCUGAACACCCACACUCGCAUUCACGCCGGCUACAAGCCCUAUAUCUGCGAGUACUGUGGUAAAGGUUUCCACCAAAAGGGUAACUAUAAGAACCACAAACUGACCCACAGCGGCGAUAAAGCUUACAAAUGCGCCAUUUGCAACAAGGCGUUCCACCAGGUCUACAACCUAACCUUUCACAUGCACACCCACAACGACAAGAAACCCUUCACGUGUAAAAUUUGCGCCAAGGGAUUCUGUCGUAACUUCGAUCUCAAGAAGCACAUGCGAAAGUUGCACGACGUUAGCGUCAGUUCCAGCCUCAAACGUCAGCAGCAGCAGCAGCAGCAGCAACAGCAACAACAGCAACAGCACCAGCUGCAACAUGAGCAGCAUCACUCAAAUCAGCACCAAUCGGACCAAAGCCCUCACGGCUCCGGAUGGCCAGGAAGCGCAGCUUCCCCCUCGUCAGCCUCUCUGGCAGCCCUGUCUGCCUCACCGCUGAGCACCCUAUCAAGUCUUCAUCAUUCCGCCGUCGCAGCCGCUGCCCUCCGCUCGGGAGACUACGGUAGUCCCUUCCUGAUGCCUAACGCACGUGGCAGUCGGCUGGAUGCGCCCUUCAUUGGGAAGGUUUUCUGACAGAAGUAUUACCAGCAUACCUUCAACAACCACCAUCAUCACCAUCACCAGCAGCAGCACCCGAGCCCAUCGAAUAGCGCUUCCAACAACUCGGCGGUCGCUGCUGCCGCCGCCGCCGCCGGAGGAGGAUCACUGCUCUUCCAACAGCAGCAGCAGCAGCAGCAGCAGCAACAACAAUUGACCAGUCUGACCAAGAGUAUACUGAUCAACUAAUAGUCGGGAGUCGUGAUGUGCAUGUUCUCCCAAUUUUCCCACGUGGAAAAUCUGGGAUGAACAGUAGAAAAACAACCUGAGGUGAAGCGAUGGAAUAGUGCAAUAGAGGAACCAGAGAUAGGUUGCGUUUUAGGAUAUAGACUUAUCGCUCGGAAGUGAACCAGUGAUUUGAGUUAGUGAUCAACGAAAUGUGAAUUUAUUAGGAGUAGUUUCUUCAAGUGUGUAUAUAAUAGUACCAGGAACGUACGUCACAAGCACAAGCUUUCGAAAAGUGAUUGUGAGAAAAUUAUUCAACUCUUCUAGGUGUACAUUUAGGGGGUAGUGAGAUCGUUUUCUUCUACACAAAGAAUUGUAUAAAUUGGAACUAUCGAUUGAAAGUUGAUUGUAGGUAAAGCAGACGCAUCGGAGCGAAUGCAUUUGUAUAGAAUUGAAAGUGUAUAAAGUUAUAUGUAAUAGAAUGUGGUAAACCUAAAAUAAAAUGAAGAAAUAAAA
Messenger RNA from Toxorhynchites rutilus septentrionalis, 3136 nucleotides. Its product is annotated as fez family zinc finger protein erm. Bases 839 to 2431 code for a protein of 530 amino acids. Lineage: Eukaryota; Metazoa; Arthropoda; Insecta; Diptera; Culicidae. The transcript is spliced from 2 exons. The record is from RefSeq and is a predicted model, not a curated record. Gene Ontology annotation, cellular component: nucleus.